AUGAAUGGUGAAGGUGACAUGUGUGUUAAUGAUUCAUGUUUCAUGCUCUUUGGUAAGAAGAUUCCGGUGCCGGAAUAUCAUCUUCCGGUGAGUUCUCAGGUUCAGGCCAAUUCUACAACCAUGAAAUCGAAGAAUUCUUCUAAUGAAGAAAAUGAAUCAAAAGUUACUACCACCACUGUGGAAGAUAACAUUGAAACAAGCAGCAAAGAACAAGACAAAAUCCUAAAGAAACCGGACAAGAUUGUUCAGUGUCCGAGAUGCAAGAGUUUCGACACGAAAUUUUGUUAUUUCAACAAUUACAAUGUCAACCAGCCUCGUCAUUUCUGUCGGAGUUGUCAUAGGUAUUGGACAGCAGGUGGAACGAUGAGAAACGUUGCUGUCGGUGCAGGGAGACGGAAGAACAAGCAUAUCACUAAUGAUAAUGGUGGUGGUAACAAUUGUAGAGAAAACGGAGAUGAAGAAUCGUCGUUAUGUGUAUCGUCUGUGACAAAUGGUUAUACUCGAGGAAACGAGUUAUCCGAAUCAGAACAUAAUAUGCCAAAACAUUUGCAGAGUUACCCUUCAUCUUCAUGGAUAGUUCCAUUGAAUCAAAGGUGGAACAAUGUUACUUCCAUGGUUCAAUCUUCAAUGCAGAUGUGUAACCCUUUUGGAAUUGAUCCUAAUGCAAUGCAGUGGUGUCACGCGCCGGUGGUCGCGGUCACGAACAUUUUGACUCCAAACAUUGGAUUGCAAUUUGUUCCAGGAUCAUAUGGAAAUGGAAAUGUUUCAAUAGGUUCAAAUGGUUGCAUUUCACCUUCUUCAUCAACUACUAGUAACAGUUUUUGUGAAGGCAAUACAUUUGGUCUCCAGAGUAUCGUUGAGAAGAGUGCUUGUUGA
Vicia faba (fava bean) is the source of this 876-nucleotide messenger RNA. NCBI's taxonomy places the organism in Eukaryota, Viridiplantae, Streptophyta, Magnoliopsida, Fabales, Fabaceae. The record is from the annotation of a GenBank genome assembly.